Messenger RNA from Stomoxys calcitrans (stable fly), 468 nucleotides. Its product is annotated as general odorant-binding protein 56d-like. The transcript has 2 exons. The coding region runs from base 38 to 463 and encodes 141 amino acids. The record is from RefSeq and is a predicted model, not a curated record. Gene Ontology annotation, molecular function: odorant binding. NCBI's taxonomy places the organism in Eukaryota, Metazoa, Arthropoda, Insecta, Diptera, Muscidae.
AUUUCUACGGUUGGACAUUUAAAUUUAAACUUUUAAUAUGAAGUUAGUUUACGUUGUGACAUGCAUUCUGUUGCUAUUCCGUUCGGUGGAGUGUGAGAACAUGGAAAUUAUGGCAAUGUUUAUGGAAAAUUGUCAACAGAAAUUUCCUGUAACAGAUGAUGAGUUCAAUAUGAUUGUAACCGAUCAUACUUCUAACGUUCGGGCAAGUGACAAUCUUAAAUGUUACGCCAAGUGUAUGUUGGAACAUCGAGGAUGGGUCAUUGAAGAUGAUCUGGUAGAUGAUAUAUUUUUCACAAAUUAUUUCCAUCCAUCCGAAUUCGCAAAAUUUGAAAACAAGAUACCCCCAAUUGUAAAAGAAUGUCGGCUUUUGGUUAGUGCUGAUAAAUGCGAUAGGGUGUUUAGAGUUUACCACUGCUACAAAGAUAAAUUAGAGAAAAUUAUGUUUCCAUUGAAGAAACAUUAAAAUAA